AUGGUUUACAUUCGCCAGGACAAGCUUUCGAAGCUGAAAGAGUACAAGUACUCUGGCGUUGACCACAGUCUUGUCUCGCGCUACGUGCUGAAGCCAUUUUACACACAUGUCGUGAUCAAAUGCUUUCCCAUGUGGAUGGCGCCGAAUCUCAUCACUUUGACUGGUUUUGGAUUUGUUGUUGCCAAUUUUUUGACGCUGCUCUGGUAUACCCCAACGUUGGACAAAGACUGCCCUCCGUGGGUGUACGCAAGUUGGGCAAUCGGCCUGUUUCUUUACCAGACCUUUGAUGCCGUAGAUGGAUCCCAGGCCAGAAGGACGGGUCAGAGUGGUCCGCUGGGCGAGCUGUUCGACCAUGGCGUAGAUGCGGUCAACACCUCGCUGGAAGUGCUGCUCUUCUCUGCAACAAUGAACCUUGGACAAGGGUGGAAGACCGUCCUAACUCUAUUCGCUUCGCUCAUGACUUUCUACGUUCAAACCUGGGAGGAGUAUCAUACCCACACUUUGACUCUCGGAAUCAUCUCUGGACCUGUCGAGGGUAUCUUGACCCUCUGCAUCAUCUACGCCGCGACCGCCUUCCUCGGAGGUGGCAGCUUCUGGCAGCGCUCACUGCUCGAGAGCGUUGGUGUUCAACGCUACGAGUUUAUCCCUGGAUUUAUCUACAACCUAGCCUGGAACGAAUGGUACAUGGUAUACGGCAGCGUUGUCCUUGUCUUCAAUACAAUCUCUAGUGCGCACAACGUGAUGAAAGCCCGCCGAUCCCGAGGCCAAAAGACUCGCGUUGCCCUACUCGGCCUUCUUACUUUCGGGGCAGCUUGGACGUUGAUCCCAGCCUACCUCUACCUCCAACCCGUGAUCCUCCGCCAACAUCUCGUUCCCUUCAUCUUCUACGCCGGUCUCGUGAAUGCCUAUUCUGUCGGCCGUAUCAUCAUAUCUCACCUUACUAAAUCUCGCUUCCCGCGUGGCAAUGUCCUCAUUUACCCUCUCAUUUACGGGGUCAUCGACUCUCUUGGACCCUUCCUACAGGCCAAGAUCGGUUUUGGAUGGCCUAGUGCGCUCGGCGACGAUGUCUACCAGGUUGCAUUUGUGUUCAUGUGUCUCGGUCUCGCUGUCGGAGUUCACGGUAGUUUCGUGGUUGAUGUUAUCUGGACCAUCUGCGACUACUUAGACAUCUGGUGUUUGACAAUCAAAUACCCUUACCAACCUGUGAAAGAGAACGAGGAGAAAGCGAAGAAGGGCCAGUAA
This is a messenger RNA of Aaosphaeria arxii CBS 175.79, 1242 nucleotides long. RefSeq names its product ethanolaminephosphotransferase. Gene Ontology annotation, cellular component: membrane. Bases 1 to 1242 code for a protein of 413 amino acids. The record is from RefSeq and is a predicted model, not a curated record. Gene Ontology annotation, molecular function: phosphotransferase activity, for other substituted phosphate groups. NCBI's taxonomy places the organism in Eukaryota, Fungi, Ascomycota, Dothideomycetes, Pleosporales. The transcript has 5 exons. Gene Ontology annotation, biological process: phospholipid biosynthetic process.